This is a messenger RNA of Malus domestica (apple), 1147 nucleotides long. RefSeq names its product cysteine synthase-like. The record is from RefSeq and is a predicted model, not a curated record. Gene Ontology annotation, cellular component: cytoplasm. Lineage: Eukaryota; Viridiplantae; Streptophyta; Magnoliopsida; Rosales; Rosaceae. Gene Ontology annotation, molecular function: cysteine synthase activity.
GAUAACAUGGAGGGCAACUGUGCAAUCAGGAAAGAUGUCACCGAAUUAAUCGGCAAUACCCCGAUGGUGUAUCUCAAUAAUGUUGUGGAUGGUUGUGUAGCUCGAAUUGCUGCCAAGCUAGAGACAAUGGAACCCUGCUCUAGUGUGAAAGACAGAAUUGCGUAUAGCAUGAUCAAGGACGCAGAGGAUAAAGGCCUGAUUACGCCAGGGGAGACUGUCCUCGUUGAGCCCACGAGUGGAAACACCGGCAUUGGAUUAGCGUUCCUUGCAGCUAGCAAGGGUUACAAGCUCAAGCUAAGCAUGCCAUCCAUAGUGAGUCUCGAAAGAAGAAUCGUGCUCCGAGCUUUUGGAGCUGAGGUGUACAUAACAGAUCCUGCCAAGGGUAUUAAGGGAGUUUUUGAUAAGGCCGGGGAGUUGCUGAGUAACACACCUAAUAGUCAUAUGCUUUGCCAAUUUGAAAAUCCUGCAAAUCCAAAGAUUCACUAUGAAACCACUGGCCCGGAGAUAUGGAGAGACUCGGGAGGGAAAGUUGAUGCUCUAGUUGCAGGGAUAGGGACUGGAGGGACAGUAACUGGUGCAGGGAAGUUCCUAAAAGAGAAAAAUUCCGACAUCAAGGUUUACGGUGUAGAGCCAGCCGAAAGUGCUGUGUUGAAUGGUGGCACACCAGGGAUGCAUCUGAUCCAAGGAAUUGGUGCCGGUUUCAUACCUAAAGUUCUGGAUGUUAGCCUUCUCGACGAAGUUAUUCAAGUAUCCAGCGAGGAAGCUAUCAAAACUUCUAAGCUACUUGCCCUAAAAGAAGGUCUUCUGGUGGGGAUUUCAUCUGGUGCUGCAGCAGCUGCUGGUAUAAAGUUGGCAAAGAGGCAAGAAAAUGCUGGGAAACUCAUUGUUGUUGUGUUCCCCAGCUUCGGAGAGCGUUAUCUGUCUACUGCGCUCUUCGAUUCCAUUAGGCUUGACGCAGAAAACAUGAAAUUCGACUGACAAUGUUGUCGAAUUCCAUACAAUUCCAAUUUAUGAUUUGUAUCAUUGUAUGAUUGAGCAAAAGUUGUGAUUCGUGUAGGCCAUCUUGUUGGUAGCUUCAGCAGAACUAAUCAACAUCCUUUCCUAAAUUAAACACUUACACCGAGUCAACAUUUCAAUCAAAAUUAAG